CGAACAGAUCACGAAAAGCUUCAAUUUCAGAAUAAUGGCGAUUGAUCGAGAAGCCAUGAAGGAAGGAGGAGGAAUAUCAGAAAUGGAGUUCAAAGACCUCGAGCUUCCCGCCGACUCUAUAGAUGCAUCUGUCAUGUUUCAUCUCGUAAUGGACGUUCUAGGGUUUGUUCUUUUUAUGCACCAGCAAAUCCCUUCGAUCUUGCAAGAUCUCAGUCUUGAGUUUGAUGAUAUGAAUACAGAGUAUAAAGAUUUGGAAGUAGCUAUUGCAAAUAGUGAAAUGAAGGCGUCUCAACGUAGAAUUCAAAUGGGAAGAAAGAGACAAGUGAAACAUGUCAUAAGAAGACUUGAAAAGCUGAUGAAAACUGUUGCUGAUACCCAAACUGCCCUCCAACUGGUCUUCAGUGACAUUCCACAUGUCGAGGCAGUCAUUUUGGUUCUUGGAGCUAGUCCCGUUCGGCCUAGACGCGUUUAUGAGUUUUGCUUUUCACACGGAAAAGAUGUUUCCGACGCUUGUGAUUUCACUAAAACAAGAGUAGCAGAAGCGUUUUCGAAAAAGGUCAUCAGGACACUGGUAGCCAAAGGCGCUGGAUCUGAAUCUUAUGCAGGCCCUUCAAAGUUGUUCUUGUUGGUUAAAGCUCCUUCUUCUUUCAAUAUGCCUCUGCAUUUUCUUCCCAAGCGUGAUUUUAGAUGCAACAAAAAGAUAGUGCCUAUGAGAUUAAGAAUCAAGUGUAGAAACCAAGAUCGAGCGGUUCAUUCUCUAAAUUGUGACCCUCAACCUGCGAACCCAAGCAACAUGUUGGAUUCUACUUCAAAUGAAUACAUCUGGUUUCAGUGCCGGCAUGUUAUCAAGGGUUUGGCUUGGAAGUCUUCAGCCGAAGAGUGAAAAGUAGAUCAACAAAGCUGGUGUUGCCAAGAUACCGAGACAUGAUAUGUCACAAGUUGGCUUCCAAGCAGUUGGGAACAACAAAUGCGGUUGUAUUAACAAUAGGAGAUUAGGAGUUUCAUGAUGUCUAAAUUGUACCAUCAAAACACCUUUUGUAACGUGGACUUAAAACUUGGUAGAAAAUUGAUAGCAUGCGUCUUGUCUGAAUUUUUGUCUAGUGGCAUAUGCUAUUUUAGGACCACAUUCUUUGGUAAAAAAUCUAACUGGUGUUAGUUUGAUGAA
This is a messenger RNA of Helianthus annuus (common sunflower), 1165 nucleotides long. RefSeq lists its product as uncharacterized. The record is from RefSeq and is a predicted model, not a curated record. Gene Ontology annotation, cellular component: nucleus. The coding region runs from base 35 to 883 and encodes 282 amino acids. Lineage: Eukaryota; Viridiplantae; Streptophyta; Magnoliopsida; Asterales; Asteraceae. Gene Ontology annotation, biological process: regulation of exit from mitosis. The transcript has 7 exons.